Molecule: messenger RNA, 726 nt
Organism: Nicotiana attenuata
Lineage: Eukaryota; Viridiplantae; Streptophyta; Magnoliopsida; Solanales; Solanaceae
Exons: 3
Coding region: 1-726 (241 amino acids)
Source: RefSeq, a predicted model, not a curated record
AUGGGAAGGAGGUCUAGGAUCGCAGGUGCGAGGGGAGUUCAGCAUCUGCGAUACCCGCAUGUGCGAGAGAAGGAACCGCAAGAGCGAUCUGGGACCACAGAAGCAGACAAGGGUACACAGGUGCGGGAGCGCAGCCUAUCAUCAGCAGCCUUAAAGUAUCUAUUAGCAAAGAAAGACGCUAGACCUAGAUUGCUAAGAUGGAUACUCUUUUUGCAAGAAUUUGAUCUCGAAAUAAAAGAUAAAAAAGGUUCAGAAAAUCAGGUAGCUAAUCAUUUGUUGCGUUUAGAGAAUCCUCCUACUGAAAUACUAGAUAUCCAAGAGGAAUUUCCUGAUGAGCAUAUCUUUUCAGUCGCAACGAUUGUAAAUAAACCUCCUUGGUUUGCUGAUAUUGCCAAUUAUUUAGCGGGAGGGUGGAUUCCAAAAGAUUUUUCUUAUGAUCAAAGAAAAGAGCUUAAAAAAGAGGCAAGACAUUAUUACUGGGAAGAUCCUUAUUUGUUUAAAUUUUGUGCAGAUGACAUAAUCAUGAGACGUGUACCUGAAAUAGAAAUGAACAAUAAUUUAAGUCAUUACCAUGAUAGAGCUGUAGGAGGUCACUACGGAGGAAGAAAGACAGCAGCUAAAGUACUUGAAGUUGGAUUUUUUUGGCCUACUUUAUUCAAAGAUGCAAGAAAUUAUGUUGCCACUUGCGACAAAUGCCAGAGAAGCGGUAACAUUUCAAAAAGGUAG